Messenger RNA from Priceomyces carsonii, 1062 nucleotides. It is a transcript of the gene SAS2, whose product is annotated as Sas2p. Gene Ontology annotation, biological process: positive regulation of transcription by RNA polymerase II; negative regulation of DNA-templated transcription. The coding region runs from base 1 to 1062 and encodes 353 amino acids. Lineage: Eukaryota; Fungi; Ascomycota; Pichiomycetes; Serinales; Debaryomycetaceae. Gene Ontology annotation, molecular function: transcription coregulator activity; histone H4K16 acetyltransferase activity. The transcript has a single exon. Gene Ontology annotation, cellular component: MSL complex; chromatin. The record is from RefSeq and is a predicted model, not a curated record.
AUGUCAAAUAAUACACUAUCUGAUGGUGUAUUGCAUAAUGUUAAGUCAGAUAGCUUCUACGGAGUGUUGAAGACACGGAAUAUCAAGAGAGUGCAGUUGGGAGACUACGAGUUUGACACUUGGUACGGAAACGCAGCCUACUUCAUGCCUCUGAAUCACACCAUGCUAGGGUUUGAGUAUCGAAACUUACUAUUGAAAAAGAAUGAACUGUCUAUUAAAGGGUUAAGCAAGUCAUCAGGCUUAGAAGUAGCUGCCGAAGGAUUCUGGAUUGACACCUUAUAUGUAUGUGAAUAUUGCCUCAAGUAUAGCUCUGAGUCUUCUUCGAUGGAAAAACACAGAGUCGUAUGUCAGAUGAAAUCCCCGAAUCCGCAAAUUGGCAAGCUUCUCUAUAGAGACGAAAUUUCACCUUACUUAAUUAGGAAAAUAAGAGGUUUUGAAGGUAGGCGGUUUUGUCAGAACCUAUCACUCUUCAGUAAAUUGUUCUUGGAUGACAAGUCUGUGUACUAUGACGUUGACUAUUUUGACUUUUAUGUGAUCUACGGAAAGGAAGAACUUCGUGGCAGCAAGGAAUCCAAUAAUGACUAUUUCAAACCUAUGGGUUUUUUUUCAAAAGAGGUCCUUUCUUGGGACGUAGACAAUAACUUGGCUUGCAUUUGCGUGUUCCCACCUUACCAAAGAAGACAUUUAGGCUCUUUACUAAUAGAGUUCUCUUAUGUGCUCGCUCAAGAAGUAUCUAGACAAGCAAGAAGCGGUCCAGAGCUUCCUUUAUCGCCGUACGGCAAGGUUACAUACUUGAAGUUUUGGUCAAAAAAGCUUGCCUAUGUAAUAGCAUCCAAUUAUGGAAAAGGAGAUUCGUUUACCCUUGAUAAUUUGGCAGAUGAAACAGGAUUUAGGAAAGAAGAUCUCUUAAUGACACUAGAAUACAUGAAGUUAUUGAAAAGAGAUUCUGUAACGGGGGACGUGUUACUUCUUUUAGGAAAUUUAGAACAAUGGUGUAAGCAAAAUGGGGUAGAUUCGAACCAGGAUAAAGGUAUGCUUAAUCCCAAGUACCUAGUUCUUUGA